GUUCGCAAAAUUUUGUCCGGACAAAACAAAUAAGGUUUAUAUUAAAUACGAAACUCAUGGAACUUUGGCCUUGCGUCAGUGGCUCUUGUUUACUCUUCGUGGAGCAAGCUCAGCUGAUCAGCAGGUGGAGGGGAAACGCUAGAUUGGCCAGGUGCUGCCUUCGAGUCACGCGCACUAAAAAGUUUGCUGACCAACAGCGAGUUUCCCUUCGCGAAAAAAACAAAAUGGUGCAAGCCUGGUACAUGGACAGCGACACAACGACCGACCAACGCGAAGAGCAUCAGCUGGACCCUCCCUUGCCGGUCUCGAUAGACGAAGUUCGCGACAAGUCGGGAGUGCUCUACUGGAAGCUGAACGCCGACACUUACGAGCAGGAUGGGGAACUUGAAAAGAUACGCAAGGACAGGGGCUACUCGUACACGGACGUGAUCGAGAUCUCGAGGGACAAGUUGCCAAACUAUGAGGACAAGAUUAAGACAUUCUUCCAAGAACACCUACACUCGGAUGAAGAGAUCCGGUUCAUCUUGGCUGGGAGCGGCUACUUUGACGUGCGCGAUUGCGAAGACAAGUGGAUCCGGAUUCAGGUGACCAGGGGAGACUUGCUCGUCUUGCCAGCCGGAAUCUACCACCGGUUCACGCUGGACAAGCAGAACUACAUCAAGGCAAUGCGGCUUUUUGUUGGCGAGCCGGUGUGGACGCCCAUCAACCGCCCGGCCGACGAACAUCCUGCAAGGUUCCAGUAUAUCGAGAGCCUUCGCCAGGGCAUCACGGCUUGAGGAUUUUGAACGGGUGCCACUCGCAGCCAUUCACGCGCAACCAGGCACACGGUCAAACCUCCGCCGCUACGUCGACCCAUUCGUACGUAUGUAAGCGCUCUGCCCAGAGCCCACGGAGCCGUAGACUUCCAUUUCUCGUGCAAGAAAUUUUUGGCAGGACCGAAGGACUUACGGGGCAUUAGUGGAGAAACGGUGUGCUUAACCGUGAGAAUGGCUGCACGUGUCUGAACUCGAGGCUACUUUGUGAUUAAGAGGUGGUGGUAGCGGUACUCCUUUUUCCGACCUUUCUCCACACUGUUGUGUUUUGGCAGCCAGGUCUGUUGUUCCAUUUCUGGCAUGGUUGUGAACAGACGGUCGUGCCCAUUCUUGCAGCAUCGUGCUUUCACACGGAGCUGUCAGAACAUGAAUGCACGGUCGUUUAUUUGUCGCUGCGUAAAAAGCCCACAGUGCCUGGUGACGAAAUUUAAGGCGGUGGAGGCAGGUCAGAAAAAAAUUUGGAUGGAGGUACCGUUAUGUAAUCAAGAGAAUUAUGCAAUGUUUGUUUUGCUUGUGCCGGUUUUUCUGCCAAUUUACCGCAACAGUCUUCAAUGCCCUUGAGGGCUCAUUGUCGGCCAGGAAUUGUUUAUUUUUUUUUCUCUAGAUAUCGACUUGUUGAAAGACCUGUAUUUUAUCUCUAUUAUAGAUGAUCUAUGUACGACUUUAAAUUUUAUAUUGUUGUUUGAAAGGGUUUCCACCCUUUUUUAUAUACAAUUCAUGCUACUUAAAAGUUUGUUAUUUUUGUGAAAAAGGAAUUUCAAUAAAAAAUAUUACUAUCA
Molecule: messenger RNA, 1591 nt
Organism: Ixodes scapularis (black-legged tick)
Lineage: Eukaryota; Metazoa; Arthropoda; Arachnida; Ixodida; Ixodidae
Gene: Adi1
Product: 1,2-dihydroxy-3-keto-5-methylthiopentene dioxygenase
Exons: 4
Coding region: 57-776 (239 amino acids)
Molecular function (GO): acireductone dioxygenase [iron(II)-requiring] activity
Source: RefSeq, a predicted model, not a curated record